Prosopis cineraria is the source of this 1546-nucleotide messenger RNA. RefSeq lists its product as uncharacterized. The transcript has 5 exons. Bases 287 to 1168 code for a protein of 293 amino acids. The record is from RefSeq and is a predicted model, not a curated record. Lineage: Eukaryota; Viridiplantae; Streptophyta; Magnoliopsida; Fabales; Fabaceae.
UCUUCGUUUUCAUCGCGCGCCACUUGGAUUACCAUUUUCCUUCCAUCGUCCCCACUCAGCAUCUCGCAAAAUCCGAAAACAGCAUCAUCAUUUUUCUCUCUUUCGAAAUCAAAAAGAUCACAGUUUAUUUUACAACCCUUCCAAAAAAAAAAAAAAAAGCUGGAGAAAAUAAGAAUAAAAACGAGAUUUUUCAUUUCAGUAUGGAAUAGAGUACCCAGAAUCAUUUCAUGCCGAAAUCACUUCACGAGCUGUGUAUUAUUUCAAUUUCUGAACUGUGUUUGCGUUGAUGGGCAAUGUUACUGGAAGCGUGGCUGCAAAAUUCGCUUUCUUUCCACCGGACCCACCAACGUACGACGUUUACAGAGAGCAAGAUGGAAGGCUCGUCUUCUCCGGGGUCACCGCCGAUAAGAACGUGGACGUUCAUCAGCUCGAUACGAAGGCCGGGAAUAAGAUCGUCGCCACCUUUUGGAGAUACCCUUUUGCGAGGUUCACGAUUUUGUACUCUCAUGGUAAUGCUGCUGACUUGGGUCAGAUGCUAGAGCUCUUCAUUGAGCUCAGAGCUCACCUUCGUGUUAAUGUUAUGAGCUAUGACUACUCAGGAUAUGGAGCAUCUACUGGUAAGCCAUCUGAGUUCAACACUUAUUACGACAUAGAGGCUGUCUAUAACUGUUUGAAGAGAGAAUAUGGAGUUGAGCAAGAAGAAUUAAUCUUGUACGGUCAAUCAGUUGGAAGUGGACCCACACUACACUUGGCUUCUAAAUUACAGAAGCUGAGAGGUGUUGUUCUUCACAGCGCGAUCCUUUCAGGGAUUAGGGUCUUGUACCCUGUCAAGAUGACAUUUUGGUUUGACAUAUUCAAAAACAUAGACAAAAUACGGAAUGUCAACUGUCCAGUCUUAGUUAUACAUGGAACAAACGAUGAUAUCGUUGAUUGGUCUCAUGGAAAGCGAUUGUGGGAACUUUCCAAGGAGAAAUAUGACCCUUUGUGGGUUAAAGGUGGGGGACAUUGCAACCUGGAGACAUUUCCAGAGUACAUCAAGCACUUGCGCAAGUUCAUGAAUGCCAUGGAGAAGCUCGCGCUCUCUAGUCAGACAAAGCAACAGCACAAUGCAGAUCCUACUAUCACUGAAUUCAAACACAACAGAUGCUUAAUAUUUGGUAAAAGAUAGCUGCAUCAGUUCUUGGAAGCGUAGGGAAGACAGAAAACCGCGUUUCACAUUGAAAGUUGAGCUCAAAACUGCAGGUUUGCCCCCAUUUCUGCUACUUUGAUUCUUUUGUUGAGAAUGUGAGGGGAAUUGUGAGUUGGAAAAAUUGGAAGAUGCUAUUUUUUAGAUAGAAAAAUUGUGCUGAGUGGUCAUUGCCUUGCCUAGGUUAAUUAUUAGUGUUGGAAAGUUUAACAGAAUGUACUUGAUUACACUAUCUAGCUGUGUUGAUGGCAAAGUUGAGUCUCUGUAUAGUCCCAUCAUUAUUCUUAGAAAAAGAUUGUUCUUUUCCUAAUACUCAAGCUAGUUAAUCUUCGUAGUGCAAAUUUCUUUUCUCAGAGAUUA